Molecule: messenger RNA, 1872 nt
Organism: Mycena indigotica
Lineage: Eukaryota; Fungi; Basidiomycota; Agaricomycetes; Agaricales; Mycenaceae
Exons: 7
Coding region: 1-1872 (623 amino acids)
Source: RefSeq, a predicted model, not a curated record
AUGUCUUCCGACGUAGAACCCCCACGGCCUAGCCUGCCUUCAACUCCUGAGGAUGGUCACGGAGAAGGUGUCGAAGCUAAUGACUCCGAAACUAUCGCCGCUUCCAAUGCUACCUCUGACCAACUCGGUUUUCGCCAGCGAGACCCAGUUGAUAACCCGCCUCGGCUCAGCGAUGCGUCAAACACACCCAAAGCAGAGUCCUUGCCAGAACCUAUGCAGAUUGAUGCGGAAGAGGUCUUGAGGGGGGAAAGUUUGGUUUUUUCUCCGACCUCGGGGCCGUUAGCAGCUACCACUACAGUCGCAUUGUCACCGAGGACAAAAAUCGUCGAGGCUCGCGCAUUAUAUGCAUUUGCUGCACGAUGGGAGCAUGAUAUCGUCGAAGCCGCCAUGAACAGCGGUGUAAUGGCUAUCGCGAUCUCAGUGUCUCAAACUAGUCCCUUGGACUCGGAUUCACCGGUGACUGCUCAGUGGUUGCUCUGGGCCAACGCGAGCUAUCUACCAUCCCAAUUUGCCUAUAAUCUCGCUGCCGAAACGGGCGUUCAAGUACUCAUGCGACCUGCCGAGGCGGCUCCCCGCGAGCUUUGGCUCAAGGACCGCCCAGCUUUGAGUCCAGUGCAGUCACCGUUUCGGCAGGUUGCGACCUCUUCGUCCAAAGGCACUGUCAAUAAAAGCCCAGAACAUGCUCGCGAGAACAACCCACCGCCCGCGACAACUGGUUCGGCCUCGAGUCCAGUGGCCGCUGAUCCAACCUACGCACCUUAUGUCCCGAAUCGUUUUGCGGAGCUUCCAGAUCCCUCCCCGGGGCCGCACGAAGACGACUCCGACCCCAAGGAUUCGCCAAAGGCAAAAUGUUCAAUGGUGGACAUUAUGUUGAGCGAUAACACAGCAUUGUUCGCCUCAUUGUCGCUGUCCAUCCAGCGUGGUCAGCGCCACAACGUCUCGAAACACGAACUCGGUGUCCCUCUCAGGGCUGCUCUAAAUUUCAACACCGCAAAACUUGAAUUAUCGGGCGGUUUCCUGACAGUCGCAUCAAAUGGUCUCCCCCAUACGUUAUGUGUUGCCUACGACAAUGCGAUAGAACGAGGAGCGGACAUGGUUACACUCAAGGUUUCCAAUACCGGUAACAUGGCUGCUAAGGCAACGUUGGGCCAUACGGGAAUAGCGGUAGAUGCAAGCGCCUCAGUUGCUGUCGGGAAGGACUCUUCCACUCAAACACAAUACCCAACCACUCCACCAUUCGUCUGCAAGAUGCACUCAAAUCAGGUUGUGGCAGCAACAGUUGAAGUAAUUCCCCACCCAACUGUCGCCCGGAACGGCAUGAUCGCUGUUGAGGUGAAUGCCAAAGUUAUGCUUCCCCAGCGCUCGCAGCGAGACUGGCCGUACGCAUUGCCAAUAAGAUUCAACGCCCAGUGGUGUUUGCGUGACCGUUCAGAGUUGAAUAUCGGACGCUACAGCCUGGUGGUUUUUGAAGUCGUCGAGGAUGUGUGGGGCGGGCGGGAGGAUUGGGAAGAUAACCUGACGCGAAGUGUAGCGGUGUUCCCCAACUAUGAUGCAACCCCAAACGAUGACACCGAAAACGGCUUUACUCAGUAUGAGAAUACGACCCUCCUGACAAUGAGAGAAAGACUGCAGCCCAAGCAGCCGCCGUGGUACAACUUCCGGACGCUUGUUCGACGGAUCCGCCACGAAAAACCACAGACACUUCCCGCUGGCGCGUAUCAGAUGUGGGGCCCGAAGGGUUGGAUGGCCGUCAAGAUUGGCGAGCUUUUGCAGGUCCCAUUCGACGCGCAGAGCCUGUCUCCGCCGUUCGACGCAUUGCAGCUCGAGUACCCCAUGCGCUUUCGUGAGGCGCGAGGUUCGGAAGAGACAUAG